UAGUUUUGUCUUUUUUGUGUUGCUCGCCACCACCACCGCUUUUCGCAGUCUUUUCUCCCCCUUCACGUCAAGAUUCCCGACGGCAUUCAGCAGACUUGCUUUCGAGCCGAAUGAGGAAAGACGGUUCUCGCGGUGAGAGCGCAAGGUGUACAGUUCGCAUCUCGCAACAGUCAGUGCUUCCGUGUGAUUCGGCCACCCUCGCCGGGGGUGAGGUGACCAUGCUAGUGAGGUGAUCUGCUGCGAGUGGACGGACCGAGCGACACAUUUGAAAUUCGCAUCUCGCGUCAGGCCGAGAUUGAGACUGUGACCACCAGUGCCGACGGACCAGCAUCACCUUUCAAAAUUGGACCCCAACAAAAAGACAUAAAAUCUACCUCCAUGAGAUUCGAGCAGAGUGACGUAGUUUCACCUGAAACUUCGCCGACGACGAUGGCUGCGUACCACCCUUUCCUCUUACAGAGGCCGACAGACUUCAGCGUUAGCUCCCUGCUAACCCAGACGCAGUACUUCCCUUCGGCCGGUACGCACCCUCAUUACCCUGGCUCCCUGCUGCCCAAACUACCUCACCUGGCGGGACACCCAGGAUCGGCCGGCGCCUCCUACGAAGAAGUCUUGGCCGCCCAGCAGGCCGCCGCGGCCGCAGCCGUCGCCGUCGCGACGGCCGGGGGCAGCGCACCCGGCGCCACGGCUCCAGGAGUCGUCCGGCCUCUCAGGGCCAUCCAGCCCGAGGAAGACGGCGUGGUCGACGACCCGAAAGUCACCCUCGAGGGAAAGGACCUGUGGGAAAAGUUCCACAAACUGGGCACCGAGAUGGUUAUCACUAAAUCUGGCCGGCAAAUGUUCCCGCAAAUGAAAUUUCGGGUGUCUGGUUUGGACGCCAAGGCGAAAUACAUUCUGCUGCUGGACAUUGUUGCCGCCGACGACUACAGAUAUAAGUUCCACAACAGUCGUUGGAUGGUGGCCGGGAAAGCCGACCCUGAGAUGCCCAAGAGAAUGUACAUCCACCCCGACUCACCAUCCACAGGCGAACAGUGGAUGCAAAAAGUAGUCUCUUUCCACAAACUCAAACUGACUAAUAACAUCUCGGACAAGCACGGCUUUGUAAGUACUACGAUCCUCAACUCGAUGCACAAAUAUCAGCCAAGAUUCCAUCUGGUCAGGGCGAACGACAUUAUGAAACUGCCCUACUCCACCUUCAGGACGUACGUCUUUAAAGAAACCGAAUUUAUCGCAGUCACUGCCUACCAAAAUGAAAAGAUUACUCAAUUAAAAAUCGACAACAACCCCUUCGCCAAAGGCUUCAGAGACACCGGAGCUGGGAAACGCGAGAAAAAAAGACAAGCGUUAUUAGCGGCCCAAAGGCACCAGGAGGAGGCACAGAGACUGGCGGACCACCGCAAACACAGAUCUUCAGUUGCGGCCGACUCUUGCACGGACCCUGAGGACGAGAGGGUGGACGUGGUUGGCACCACCGAGCCGUCGUCGCUCAUGCACCCGUCGCCGCACCACCCGCACCUAGGCCACCCUCACCUCGGAGCUCACCUCGCCCACCCCCACCUAGGACAUCCCAAUUUUCCUCAACACCCUAGUUGGUUCACCAUGCCAACAAACGACCCAAGCAGUAGUUCCUCAGAGCAAGAGUCUCUUUUGCGGCGGACGCGGUGCGAGGACAUGGACAGUGCCGAGGUUAGCGACAGCAGUUCCGAGUCGGGCAGCACGGCGCUGGCCAAGCCGUCGCCGUCCAAGGACCCCCUGCCGGGCACCUCGUCCUCGGACUACCCUAGUCCCAACAUAUCGGUUGGGCCGCCGAUUCACCCGUCUCCGCACCUGCUGCCCUACCUCUACCCGCACGGCCUCUACCCCGGGCAUCACAUGCACCAGCUGUUGGGCCAGCACCCACCGCCGUUGUCCCUGUUCACCGGGGCGGGCGCGCCCCCUGGCAUCCACCCGCAGCUGCUGUUCAACGCGCAGCUCGCCCUGGCGGCGCACCACCCGCUCUUCGGCCACGCCUACCCAGGGCUGGGCUCGGCCUUGUCGGCGGCUACCUCGCCGACGUCGGGGGGCGCCGGCCCCCUGCUCUCUGAGCGGCUGAAAGCGGCGCACCGCUUCGCGCCCUACGGCCCUGCCACCAGCACCCCCAGUGCCACGACGCCCAGCUCGUCCCUGCUGGGCACCUCCCCUCUCGGCUCAGCCUUCGAGACGGUCACCCCUGGCUCCCACCACAGUCCCCGCCACUCGCCGCGGCCCACGUCGACGGACUCGUCCAAGCCAGCCAUCGUCACCCCCACCCCGAUCGCGACCAAGGUCGUGGCGGGCUCACCGCCCGGCAGUCCGACGCCGUCGUCGGCGGCGGCGGCGGCGGACGCCAAGCAGCUCAACAACAACAGCAAGUCGCCGCCGCCGAUCAGCAGCGACCUCAAGAGCAUCGAGAAGAUGGUGAACGGACUCGAGAACAAGGGUGACGUGGCCGACAAGGCCGACAAGUGAACAAAUUGCACAAACCACACCACUUCGUUGGGACUGAUUGCCUUGUGUAAAGUGUAAAUAUUAUGCAAAAUAAAAACUGAACAAACAAUCUUUGCAGAAUUUGUUGAACAAUGUCUCGUGCUAAUUCUUUGUAUGUUCCUCAUUGCUGUAGACAAACAAAUGCUACUUCAAACUAGGAUUAUCAUCUCGGAUGAAACGUAAAUUGCUUUUGUCGCAAUCGAUUUUACCAUGAAUGUUCGAGGGAAUGUUUCAAAUGGCGCGCGCUGUCUCACAACCUCUUGCGUAGUUGAAGGAGAAGAUUUAAUUAAGAAAACAACAAGUGAUAAUUUAUAAAUUAAAUUAUAUAUUACAAUAAAUUUCCAACUCGUCCCGAAAUUUAUAUGUUGUUGUCAAACACAGACUCGUGUGUACAUUGUUUUUGAGUUGCUGUAAUAAUUUUUGUGUUGAGUAUAUAUAUCAACCACCACUUACUGCUGCUUCAUAUUGUUUUUGUUUUGUGAAAGUUUGCAAUACCAAAGAUUACCGUGUAACAUAAAACUAUAUAACUUUUAUUUUAUUACGCCAUAUUGGGUUACAGAGUUUAAAGAAACAAUCAGUGUAAAUUAAUACAACAUUGACAUAUCCCCCCGAAAUUCUGUAUUUUCACAAGACGACCAUCAAAGACGACGAACUAAUUAAGAGAAUUAAGAAAUUGUACCAUCAGCAAGCUUAGAAAACACGGCACAGACACACACACACCCAACACAAAUUUGCGGCGAAAACAUCAUUUUGCGUUGCGUUGUUUAUCACAUCACUCACUCACUCACACACACACUCUCUCUCUCUAUUACCUUAAUUAGCAUGAUUGGAGCGACUAAUUAUAACGACGAAAGACUCAUUCAAAGUCUGUCAAUACGGCGAAAUAAAUAAAUUGAUGUGCAAUCUCUCUUCUUGAUUUUCAUGAUCUGAUGUCUUAAUAAGCAAUAAGUAACGCAUUAUUCGGUCGUGAAAACGGAUUUUAUCAAAUAAAUGAGAAUGAACUAUACCCACAAUAUUAUUACUAGCAAUUAGAGAGCAGUGAGGAUGCUGGCGAGUUAAUGUUUGUUUUGUACAUGUUCAUGGUUUAUUACUCUCUUAUGAACCCAUUAUACAUACACAAAAUGCUAUAUACUUAUAGAAAAUAAAGAGCAUUAUACUGAAAAAUAAAA
Molecule: messenger RNA, 3674 nt
Organism: Cloeon dipterum
Lineage: Eukaryota; Metazoa; Arthropoda; Insecta; Ephemeroptera; Baetidae
Gene: bi
Product: bifid
Exons: 7
Coding region: 379-2487 (702 amino acids)
Biological process (GO): cell fate specification; positive regulation of DNA-templated transcription; regulation of transcription by RNA polymerase II
Cellular component (GO): nucleus
Molecular function (GO): DNA-binding transcription factor activity, RNA polymerase II-specific; RNA polymerase II cis-regulatory region sequence-specific DNA binding
Source: RefSeq, a predicted model, not a curated record